AUGACAAGCGAACUGAAAGUCGGCUUGGUAGGAGUCCCACGCGGCUCAGGGUUUAUCCGGGCGUUCCAAACUGUGAAUGAAACUGCCCUCGUUGCCAUUUGUGAUAUUAACACCGAAGUCCUAAAUCAGGUGGGCGAUGAGCAUGGGAUUAAGGAGCGAUACACAGACUUUGAGCAGAUGGCAAAGUCAGACCUCGAUGUGAUUCUUGUCUCAACACCGAUGCCUUUGCAUGUUCCCCAAGCCGUCAUCGCACUUUUGGAAGGAAAGCACGUUCUCUCCGAAGUUCCCGCUGCAACGGAUCUUGAACAGUGUUGGCACCUCGUCAACGCCGUCAAACAGAGCGGGAAAAAGUACAUGAUGGCGGAAAACUACACCUACAUGAAGCCGAAUGUGUUGGUGCGUGAACUCGCUCAGCGUGGAUUGUUUGGCGAGAUCUACUUCGGUGAAGGUGCAUAUAUUCAUGAAUUGAAGGCGGGCAGCGAAAGAACAAAGUGGCGGCGCAAAUGGCAAACCGGACGCAACGGAUCAACGUAUCCGACACAUAGCCUCGGUCCCGUGUUGCAAUGGUUCGGCGAGCGCGUCUGCACUGUUUCCUGCUUCGGUACAGGGCACCAUUAUCACGAUCCGCGCGGUGCACAUUACGAAAAUGAAGAUAGCACGACAAUGAUGUGCAAGACGACAAACGGCGGGCUGAUCGAAAUCCGGGUCGAUAUGUUGUCCAACCGUCCGCACAACCUCACCUAUUACAGCUUGCAAGGGACGCAGGGCUGCUACGAGGCACCACGGGGCUUUGGAGAUGCUCCGAAGAUCUGGUUGGCGGACUAUGCCGAGAAGAUGGAGUGGUGUUCGUUGUGGGAUUUCGAGGAGGAGUUUAUGCCAGAGAUGUGGCGCAAUCCGCCGGAAGAAGCCUUACACGCUGGACACGGUGGUGGCGAUUACUUCGAGAUUCGUGAGUUUGUCGAUUCCAUUAUCAACGAUACGAAGCCUCCAAUUGAUGUUUACGAAGCCCUUGAUAUGACGGUGCCGGGGUUGGUUUCGGAGGCAUCAAUCAAUCAAGGUGGGAUUCCGCUGCCUGUGCCCGAUUUCCGGGAGAUCCAGAGUUUUCCAGAUGGUCUGCCAGAACCGUUGCGAGAUAGUGAGAUUAUCUCGGUUCAGUUAUAG
Geodia barretti is the source of this 1161-nucleotide messenger RNA. Lineage: Eukaryota; Metazoa; Porifera; Demospongiae; Tetractinellida; Geodiidae. The record is from the annotation of a GenBank genome assembly.